Molecule: messenger RNA, 1477 nt
Organism: Schistosoma intercalatum
Lineage: Eukaryota; Metazoa; Platyhelminthes; Trematoda; Strigeidida; Schistosomatidae
Source: the annotation of a GenBank genome assembly
GUGAAACUGAACAGACCGGCCAGGAUAACCAUCUUCGGGAUGCAAAAUGAAAACCAACUAAAUUGUUACUUCACAUGCCUUGACAAAUUUCUUUAGGCGCUUGUUUCGCUUCCACAAGAUGCCAACUAAACGUAUUCUCCCAUGGAAAAUACCAGACUGGCUUCUAGAUGAUCCUUUAUUAAAUAAAUCUAUAUCAGAAUAUUUACCAGUUCACUAUAAUUUUGAGAUCCAUAAAACCAUAUGGCGUAUACAUUGUCUUCGAGCCAGGCGGAUUGCUUUACAAAUGCCAGAAGGUUUGCUCUUGUUUGCAGUACCAAUUUCUGAAAUUAUUCGAAAUUACUUUAUUCGUAGUAAUAAAACCUCAGGUCAUGCUCUUACUAUAUCUACUAACGAUACUACUGUAGGUGAGGACAGUAUUAAAGAUAUUGAUGUUGUAAUUUUGGGCGAUGUGACUUAUGGAGCUUGUUGUGUGGAGGAGCUGACUGCAAAAGCUCUUGGUGUUGACUUGCUUGUACAUUAUGGUCAUAGUUGCUUGGUACCGUUGGACUCAAUUUCUGUUCUAUACGUAUUUGUUGAUAUUCAGAUCGAUAUCGUCCAUCUCAUAGAUAGUGUAAAGGCUAACUUUGAGAGGUCUUCCCGUUUAGCGCUUGUUUCUACAAUACAAUUUGUUACUAGUUUGCAGACUGCUAAACAACCAUUAUCAGAAGCCGGCUACUCAGUUACCAUCCCUCAGUGCCUUCCUUUAUCGCCUGGUGAAAUACUUGGAUGUACAUCUCCUAAAGUAGAAGGUGUUGAUGCCUUAAUCUACGUGGGUGAUGGUCGCUUUCAUCUUGAAUCUAUUAUGAUAUCUAAUCCGUUGUUAGCUGCUUAUCGUUAUGAUCCCUACAAUAAGUCAUUUACGCGUGAAUACUAUGAUCAUAAAGUAAUGCGUAAACAUAGAAAAAAAGCUGUUGAUACCGCAAGAAAUGCUGUCAAUUUUGGGAUAAUAUUGGGUACACUCGGAAAACAAGGGUCAUCAACCGUUGUGAAACAACUUCAGACAGAAUUGGAAAAAUCAGGAAAGACUUACAUUAUACUAUUGCUGUCUGAAAUAAUUCCAAGUAAAUUAGCGCUUUUCGAUGAACAAGUAGACGUCUGGAUUCAGGUUGCAUGUCCUCGUCUUAGUAUUGACUGGGGUGUUGAGUUUACUAAACCUUUACUCACACCAUACGAAGCAUUCGUUGCUUUAAAUGAGCAAGUUUUUUGGCCUCGAGAUUUAUCCGAAGCCUAUCCCAUGGAUUAUUAUGCUAACCAAAGUUUGGGACACUGGACACCAAAUCACAGGUUGAAUAAAUUGAGUGCACCAAAAACCGUUAACUAAAAAGAUAUCUUACUUGUAAAAAUGGCUGCUGUAAAUAUAACUUACUAUUAGAACUAAAGUGUAUUUUUUAAAAAAUCGGGACAUCUCAGAGGAUAUAGCAGGUGAGUAGAAAAGCCA